GGCGCCCAUUCUCACUCCCCUCCAUCUUCACAUUCUCUCUCGUUCUGUGUUCUUGCUACCAGGUUCCAGCUUCCUUUUGUCUUUUCGUUUUUCUCAUUGGAAUCCUCUCAUCAUGUUCUGUUCUGCUAAUUAACAGUUUGGAACCCUUUCAAUAACUUCACACCCCGUUCUUACGAAGCUGACAUCAAUUCUGGAGUCUAUUUAGUUUGCGAUACCCAAAAUAGUUCGAUGGAUAGGUUAGGGUCUAUCGUGGAAAUUCCAGAUACAAGACACCGAUGCGAUGGAGAAAACGGCGGUCACCGCUGCUCUCCGGACUCCGAUGCUUCCGGUGGCGAUUACCGUCGGCGUCGUAGCCCUAGCUAUGAAAGUUACGAUCGCUACAAUCAUCGUCGUCGAUCUUCCUCGCCUGGCUACGCGGACGUUGGACGGAGCCCUAGGGCUGAUGGAGACCAGAACGGUGUACCCAAGAGGUUUGGGCGUGCCGGAGGGCGGGCGUAUGUGGACAGGAAUGGAAGAGCAUCUGAAGAGUCGGAUUCGGAUGAAGAGCUGAAGGGGUUGAAGUAUGAGGAAUAUCGGAGGUUGAAGAGGCAGAAGCUCCGGAAGGCAUUGAAGCAUUGUAUUUGGAGAGUGACCCCUAGUCCACCUAGGAAUGAGAAGGACGAGUAUGAGGACAGGGCUGAUGAGAUUUGGGAGAAAUAUGGCGACGAUGGAGAUAAAAGUGACUCUAGCGGAAGGAAGAAACAUGAAGAGAAAUAUGUAUGCGAUAAAACAAAGAAUUCUGACUCUGGCUCUGGCUCUGAUUCCGAAUUACCUGAUACAAAAUCAAGGAGGAGGAGGAGGAGGUUGAAGAUUUCGGGUUCCAGGCAUAGAAGUAGAAAAUGGUCACUUAGUGAAACAGAGUCGGACAGCCACACCGAGAGUGAGGAGGAAAGUGAAGAAAUCCGGAGGAGAAGAAAAAAGUGUAAGAGUAUUAGGAGUCAUAAGAAGAAGAAGAGUAGAUACAGCGAUACAGAUGAUUCUGAUGUUAGCGACUGUGUCAGGUCGAAGAAAAGGAGUGGGACUAAGCGGUUCAAGACUAGUAGGAAGAGGAAGUACAGUGGCACAGAUGAGAGUGAGGAAAGUGAAGGUGAAAAAUUGAGGAAGCGGAAGGCCUCCUCAACUUGGUCGAAAUCCAGGAGCAACACACAAAGACCUUCAGAAACGGAGACUAAAAGUUCCUCUUAUGAGCAAAAUGAUGGUAGGAGUAAAUUAAAGGUUGAUGGGGAGAAGAUUGCGGAGAUGGAAGCUUUGAAGAUUAAGGAAAUUUUGGAGGCAGCAUUUGAUAAUGAGAUGCCAGUUGGACCAAUGCCACUGCCAAGAGCUGAGGGCCAUAUUAGCUAUGGUGGUGCGCUUAGGCCUGGGGAAGGUGACGCCAUUGCACAGUAUGUUCAGCAAGGGAAGCGUAUUCCACGGCGCGGUGAAGUGGGUCUUUCAGCUGAGGAAAUUCACAACUUCGAGACACUUGGGUAUGUGAUGAGUGGUAGCAGGCAUCAGAGAAUGAAUGCAAUCCGUAUUAGAAAAGAAAACCAAGUUUACAGUGCUGAAGAUAGAAGAGCUCUGGCAAUGUAUAACUAUGAAGAAAAAGCUAAACGCGAAAGGAAGGUGAUGGAUGAUCUUCACCGGCUUGUUCAGCGCCACAUAGGUCAUGAUGUUGGCCCUUCACAUGAUCCCUUUUCUGCAUAACCUCAUCUUGUGUCAUAUUAAGAUAUGUUAAUAU
Molecule: messenger RNA, 1756 nt
Organism: Cucurbita moschata (crookneck pumpkin)
Lineage: Eukaryota; Viridiplantae; Streptophyta; Magnoliopsida; Cucurbitales; Cucurbitaceae
Product: NF-kappa-B-activating protein-like
Exons: 3
Coding region: 229-1722 (497 amino acids)
Biological process (GO): regulation of gene expression
Cellular component (GO): nucleus
Molecular function (GO): chromatin binding
Source: RefSeq, a predicted model, not a curated record